Trichosurus vulpecula (common brushtail) is the source of this 1777-nucleotide messenger RNA. Its product is annotated as receptor-type tyrosine-protein phosphatase N2-like. Gene Ontology annotation, biological process: protein dephosphorylation. The coding region runs from base 1 to 1308 and encodes 435 amino acids. Lineage: Eukaryota; Metazoa; Chordata; Mammalia; Diprotodontia; Phalangeridae. Gene Ontology annotation, molecular function: protein tyrosine phosphatase activity. The transcript is spliced from 12 exons. The record is from RefSeq and is a predicted model, not a curated record. Gene Ontology annotation, cellular component: secretory granule.
AUGCCCACGCCCCCGAGCCUUCCAAAGCCCAGCCCAGCCUGGCUUCAGAAAAGCCAAUUAAAGCUUUUGCCUCAUGGAGUAGAGCAAGAAGACUCUACCAAAUUCAUUAUCCUCACUCUGAUCUCCAUUGCUUGCAUCAUUGGGGUCCUCUUAGCUUCAGGGGUCCUCUAUUGCCUCCGCCAUAGUUCUCAUCACAAGCUGAAGGAGAAGCUUUCAGCACUAGGAGCUGAUUCAGGCUCAGAUGCCACUGCUGCCUACCAGGAGCUAUGCCGUCAGCGCAUGGCUGUCAAGACAUCCGAUCGGCCCGAGCCACUGCAUACUUCCCGUAUCAAUAGCGUUUCAUCACAGUUCAGCGAUGGACCCAUCCCUAGUCCUUCUGCUCGGAGCAGCACUUCUUCCUGGUCUGAAGAACCAGUGCAAUCCAACAUGGACAUCUCCACCGGUCACAUGAUCUUGUCCUACAUGGAAGAUCAUUUGAAGAAUAAGAAUCGACUGGAGAAAGAGUGGGAAGCCCUCUGCGCCUACCAAGCCGAGCCAAACACAUCUCUGGUAGCCCAGAAGGAAGAGAACGUGCAGAAGAAUCGUUCUCCUACUGUGCUGACGUAUGAUCAUUCCAGAAUACUUUUGAAAUCUGAAAACAGUCACGACAAUUCUGACUACAUCAAUGCAAGUCCUAUUAUGGAUCAUGAUCCCAGAAAUCCUGCGUAUAUUGCUACCCAAGGACCACUUCCAGCUACUGUGGCUGACUUUUGGCAGAUGGUCUGGGAGAACGGCUGCGUUGUUAUUGUCAUGCUGACACCCCUCACGGAAAACGGAGUCAAGCAGUGCUACCACUAUUGGCCAGAUGAAGGGUCCAACCUUUACCACAUCUACGAGGUAAAUCUGGUGUCUGAACAUAUCUGGUGUGAGGAUUUCCUUGUGAGAAGCUUUUAUUUGAAAAAUCUUCAAACCAAUGAAACCCGGACUGUAACCCAGUUCCAUUUCCUUAGUUGGUAUGACCAGGGAGUUCCUUCUUCUACAAGAUCACUUCUGGAUUUCCGCAGAAAAGUAAACAAGUGCUACCGGGGCCGUUCUUGUCCAAUUAUUGUUCACUGCAGUGAUGGCGCUGGAAGGAGCGGCACCUACGUGCUGAUUGACAUGGUUCUCAAUAAGAUGGCCAAAGGUGCUAAAGAGAUUGAUAUUGCUGCUACCCUGGAGCACUUGAGGGACCAGAGACCAGGCAUGGUCCAGACAAAGGAGCAGUUUGAAUUUGCCUUGACAGCAGUGGCUGAAGAAGUAAAUGCAAUACUAAAGGCGCUCCCCCAGUGAGCAUCCCCAUUCCUUGAAGCUUUCUGAAGACUCAUCCCUCAUCUCCUCAUCCUCCAUGCCUGUGAAUGUCGUUGGAAACUAUGACUUGACCUUAACUGUGUCUUCUAUUGUAACCACAUAAUCAUAGGGUCUUCAAAAUGCCUAUAGCUGAUACAGUUUAGCAGUUAAAAUGUGUAUUUUUGUUUAAUAAAAAUAUAUAGAAACAUCCAGUGUUGGGAAAGGGGGGAAUAACUCAUCUAUUCAUUUUCAUUUUCUUGAAAUAAUUUUUCACUUCCUGAAAGCACACAUUCCACGCACAUUUAAUUUCAAAUAACAUAACAGUAGUGGUUCAUUAAUUAAUAUAUUCUUAUGCUCUCAGAGAAGAAUGCUUAGUUUUCAUCUAUAGCUUUCCAAAGGAAGACUGAUAGGGUCUCAAAUUAAAAACUCACAGGUAAACAUCACAUUGGAGAUAUACAUAUAUGCAUGUAUG